Hippoglossus stenolepis (Pacific halibut) is the source of this 3569-nucleotide messenger RNA. RefSeq names its product bridging integrator 1b (gene bin1b). Gene Ontology annotation, cellular component: synaptic vesicle; plasma membrane; cytoplasm. Lineage: Eukaryota; Metazoa; Chordata; Actinopteri; Pleuronectiformes; Pleuronectidae. The transcript is spliced from 20 exons. The coding region runs from base 445 to 2223 and encodes 592 amino acids. Gene Ontology annotation, molecular function: phospholipid binding; tau protein binding. The record is from RefSeq and is a predicted model, not a curated record.
UGUAUGCAACAGUUGUGUGUCUAAUAAUACCAACAACCUGCUGCGCCUUUAAGAGGAUGACCGAGGAGGAAACCUAAUAUCCUAUCUCUCCAUAUCUGAGCUCAAGUCUCCCAUCAAUUACCUGCAAGAGCCGAGAACCGGACGAUAUCCCAAUCUACCCCCUUUUGCGCACUUCACCACCUGCUUUUUGUUUUUCCUCUCUCUCUCUUCUCCCUCUUUUCCUUUUUGCGACACAUAACCCGGAUUAAAUUACGCGUUGCACCUUUAAGAAGCUGUCGCCCGGAUUAGAGUUACGCGCAGUGAGCCAAAUCGCCCCGCGGAGGGGUUUUACGCACCGUCCGUUAUCCAGGGGAAGGCUCUCUCUCUCCUUCUGCGACACUUCACCUCCUCUCCGUCCUCCUCGCUGGUCCUGACAACUCGCCCCCGGGGGAGCCCUGAGCAAGCAUGGCCGAGAUGGGGAAAGGGGUCACCGCCGGGAAACUGGCCAUCAACGUCCAGAAGAGGCUCACCAGAGCGCAGGAGAAGGUCCUGCAGAAGCUCGGCAAAGCGGACGAGACCCGAGAUGCUGCCUUUGAGGAGAUGGUGGCAAACUUCAACAAGCAGAUGGUAGAAGGCUCCAAACUGCAGAAAGACCUGAAAACCUAUGUGACAGCAGUGAAAACUCUGCACGAUGCGUCACGGCGGCUGCAGGACUGUCUGGCCGACAUGUACGAGCCCGACUGGUUUGGCAAAGAGGAGAUGGACGCGUUGGCAGAGGAGAUGAUAGAGAAGGAGAUGGACAAUAACUUGGAGGACACAGACACGCUGUGGUUGGACUACCACCAGAGCAUCACGGACAAAUCUGUGACCUCCAUGGACACGUACCUGACUCAGUUUCCUGAUAUUAAGGCUCGUAUAGCAAAGCGCGACAGGAAGAUGGUGGACUUUGACAGCGCCAGGCAUCACUUCGCCUCCUUACAGAAAGGGAAGAAGAAGGACGAGGCCAAGAUCGCCAAGCAAGCAGCCCUGUUGGAGAUGGCGGCUCCCAGCUGGGCUCAGGGUUUGAUAUCAGCCCACCAGGUGGCUCAGACUAACCUCUCCUUCAACCAGGCGGAGGAAGACCUGGGUCGAGCCCAGAAGAUUUUUGAGGAGCUAAACGUGGAGUUACAAGACGAGCUUCCUGCGCUAUGGGACAGUCGUGUUGGCGUCUAUGUUAACACAUUCCAGGGCCUGGCAGGUCAUCAGGAGAAGUUCCACAAAGAUAUGAGCAAGCUCAGCCAAAACCUGAACGACAUCAUGACCAAACUGGAGGAGCAGCGGCAGCUCAAAAAAGAUGGUACUGCAGCCGCAAAGACAGAAGAUGGUGCAAAGAGUGAGGAAGCCGACAUCAGCGAAUCGGCCAGUUCAGCACCAAAGGCGGUGCAGAGGCCCGGCCCUCCUCCCAGUCGGCCUCCCCCCAGGCCGUCGCUGUCUCCGGACCCGGCCCAGCACCAAGUCAGCCUGUUUGACGACGAGGCCUCGGUGCCUGACUCUAACGCCGACUCCGCCACGACGACGACGACGACACAGCAGUGCGAGCCCUGGUCUGGGGUCAGCCUGCUGGACUGGGAUGUGGAGGUUUUACAGCCCGUCACAUCUCCAGCUUCCAAGACGCCAUCAUGGGACUCAUGGCAGGAACAGCCCACGGCAGAGAAGGAACAGCCCGCGGCAGAGCAGGAACAGCCCACGGCAAAGCAGGAACAGCCCCCGGCAAAGCAGGAACCACAGCCCGAUGGCGACCAGUUCCCAGCAGAGGCCCAUGGUGGCUGGGAUCACAACGAAGCCGCCGCCCAGAGCUGCACUCAGCCCAGUUGGGUCGACGCAGAGGCGGCCCAGGGAAGCUGGAACGCCGACCAAGGCUCUGCAGCUCAGCCGUACACGGAGCCCAAUUGGGAUGACGCUGGCGCCAAUGUGGGACAGGGAGGCUGGGGCGAUGCAGGGGAGCAGAGUGCUGUGACCAAUGGCUCUGACGGCGAACUCCCUCCAGGAUUUAUCUACAAGGUAAAAGCGAUACACGACUACGACGCCACUGACGGCGAUGAGCUGGAGCUGAAGAUGGGAGAUAUUGUGCUUGUUAUGGGCUUUGACAACCCGGACGAACAGGACGAUGGCUGGCUCAUGGGCGUGAAGGAGUCUAAGUGGUUGCAGGAGAAAGAUGCAACCGCCAAAGGUGUUUUCCCUGAAAACUUUACCCAGAAGUUUUGAGGCUCGUGACACCUAAAAGAUUCUGUUGCCCAAUCUCUGCCCCAAACUCUUCAGAUGGGUUAUCUGAAAAUCGAAUCAAAUCGCAAUGAAAUGUUUAUCUAUGCAGCAAAAAAUAUUGGCACGGUGUGAUGAGAAAGGACGUCUCGAUGGCUUUGACACCAAAUGAUUUGUUUGUGACAAUGUCUGUGUGCUCGUCUGUGGAAUCAUCACAGAUUUCUUGAGCACAUUUUAUGCAAAGCAAAUAAAACAUAUGUCAAAGUAAAAAUAUAAUAGAGACAAAGUGGGUUUUUUGGUAUAGCCUUAUGAUGCAGAGCUAUCUGAACUGUUUGAGAUGUCAAAUUAUGCACCCCAAAAUAAACGUGUUAGUCUUUUAUUCUUAUUCCUAAAUUAUUUAUAUGUUGCUCAACUCAAAUGAAACACAAAAACAGUGUUAGCAAUAUCCCAAAAAUAUUAAAUAGGGAGGAAGUCGUGGCUUUUCUGUAUGAAUGUCAAAGUAUUUAUGUUGUGUAUUGUCAAAAGCUUUUCAAAAAUAAUAUUUCAAGAACUUUUCAAAGUUCCUUGCAUGAAGCAUUUGAUCCUGUCGUCAUUUACUUCAUAAAACAACAAACACUGUGACACCAGUUGGGGUCGCACUAUGAAAUAUGGUUGUGAUUGUCAAAAAGUGCGAUGUCCCAGACUAGAGCCCUGGAGAACACCACAGAUUGAAGACAGUAUAUUUGCAGGGCUCUGCCUUGUAUUUUGAAAAUCUAUUAGUUUCUUGGGCUUGUCAAAGGGAACAGUGUUUUUUCAUUUAUGUUAUCGGCCAUUUUGAGGACGUGACUUGGCGUGUGGCUUAAAUUUUCUAAUGCACAUGUGGUUUUAUUUCGAUUUUUUUGAAAAUCAUCUUUUCAUUGAGGUGUAAAAUGCAAAACCUUCUCCUCAAACUCAGCCCAGGAUUUUUUUUUCUCCUUCAUCUUCUUCAGUUAUUUAUGACUGUUUACCACUGAUUUAGACAGAGGACUCUGAGAUAUAUCAUCCAACUCUUUAAUUUAAAUGUUUUUCAUAUGAACCUCUGUGAUCUCUUGGACAGGACUAUACGUCUGUCCCAGUAGUCUUUACCAUACUGUGAGUCCAUGGCUGCAAUGUCAACAGUCAUAACAAGGCUCGAACAUUAAAAUAUAAACCUUUAUUUAGUUCAAAAUGACGAGGCUGUCGUCCAGAGUAAUUUCAACCAAAUACUGUGCAGAAACCAAAGUUAAACCCAUGAAAACAAUUAUUUUUACAUGAUGUGGUUUUAAUGAACAUGUGGUAACUAUGGCACCAUCUGCUGGAUCAAGUCAGUUAUUAAAGACUAAUGAAGCAACAUG